AUGGAUGAAGAAGACCCUCUCGCCAACUUCGCCUUUGCAGACGUCUCCUCCGACGAGGCCGAAGGGGUAGAGGCCGCAAAGUCCCGCCGAACUGGUCAAUCAGAGGAGGCCUGGCGAGCCAUCCACAAGGAGUACGAGGCAAAGGUUGAGAAUGGCAACAUACACCAGAAAAUCAAUUUGCCGCUAGGUCCAGGAGCGUCCAAGAUGGAUAUCCAGGAGGUUAUUCAUGCUGUCGAAGAACACUACUUCUUCCGUCGCUUCAAGGAGGCUGAAGAACUGGCAAAGGAAGUCCUGAGUACAAGCGCUGGCCUGGAUAAAGACUCAAAACAAUUAUUUCAAGUUUAUCAAGACAAAAGUCAUCAGAAGAAUAAAUCCACCUAA
This is a messenger RNA of Fusarium pseudograminearum CS3096, 381 nucleotides long. RefSeq lists its product as uncharacterized. The transcript is spliced from 2 exons. The record is from RefSeq and is a predicted model, not a curated record. Bases 1 to 381 code for a protein of 126 amino acids. Lineage: Eukaryota; Fungi; Ascomycota; Sordariomycetes; Hypocreales; Nectriaceae.